UUAUUUAAUUUUUAAUUUUCAUAGUAUUUCCUAGUAAAUUUGGUAUAGUUUUAACUGGGGAGGGAAUCAAGAAGGUCACAUGGGUGUUAAACAGAGAGACUUGUUCUUGUUACAGUAGGUAUAUUAAAAUUCAGGGAAACUGUAGGGAAAUCAGGUGCACUGCAUAGAUCUGAUUUUAACCAGCACGCUGAUACCACAUUACCAACAUCCAAUUGACCCUUUCCUGUCCUCACAAUUACAACCUCCCAUAUUUUUCCUCCUUGUUUCUGACAGUCGAGUUGGGUGUGCUUGCUUUGCCUUCCUUUUUCAGUUUUUUUUUUUUUUUUUCAUGUUCCUUGUUUCUUGAAUCAUUUCUGGUAUAAAAAUCCCAAAUCCUAAGUAGAAAGACGGGAACUUUCAAGUCUAUCUGUCUUUCUUGCACCGAAUUUGUUAUGCCUUAAAAGGAGUAAUUUUUUUCUUUGUGUUUGGUUAACUUUAGGAAGAGGGGUCUGCGUUCACAUUUGAGUUUAAGGUACUGUAAUCUCCACUUGGGUAUCCUCAAAUUUUGAUUAAAAUAGAGCCAAACGGUACCCAAAUAAGCUAUCUUUCUUUCUGGAAAUUUUUUCCUGUUGAUUGGUUUUCAGGUUCCUUACUAUAUAUAGAAAGAUGGUGAAUGGAAAUAGGAUGUUAUACCCAAUUCUUGGAUUUGCAUCAUGUGUGGCUUUUAUUUAUAUGUCUUUGGGUGACUUAAAGCUUAGUAGUUUCCCUAGGGAACCAAGGUUAAGUUUUGUGGAAAGGAAUGGGACUCAGUUCUUUUUGGAUGGUAAACCAUUGUACGUUAAUGGAUGGAAUUCUUACUGGUUAAUGGCUCAUUCUGUGGAUGAAAAUAGUAGACCUAGGGUUAGUGCAAUGCUGCAGGCUGGUGCAAAGAUGGGUCUCACAGUGUGUAGAACUUGGGCCUUUAAUGAUGGGGGUUAUGAUGCUCUCCAGAUUUCCCCUGGGCAAUUUGAUGAGCGAGUUUUCAAGGCCUUGGAUUAUGUUAUUGCAGAAGCAAGGCAACAUGGAAUUAGGCUACUUCUUAGCUUAGUAAAUAAUUUGCAAGCAUAUGGUGGGAAGACACAGUACGUCAAGUGGGCAUGGCAAGAAGGUGUUGGUUUGAGCUCUUCUAAUGAUUCCUUCUUCUUUGAUCCAUCAAUCCGCAAAUAUUUCAAGAAUUAUGUCCUGGAUUGGUUAGAAGAGAUGACAGCUUUCAUAAAAUCAAUUGACAAAAAUCAUCUAUUGACCGUUGGCUUGGAAGGAUUCUACGGUCCUAAAAGCCCUAAGAAGUCAACUGUGAAUCCAGAAGUUUGGGCGUCAACCCUUGGAUCUGAUUUUAUCCGCAACUCCAACAUUUCAAAUGUUGAUUUUACCUCUGUUCAUAUAUACCCCGACCAUUGGUUUCAUGUUCUAGGAUUUGAAGAAAAACAAAAUUAUGUUUACAAGUGGGUGCGGUCACACAUUGAAGAUUGUGACAAGGAACUGAAGAAACCUGUUAUGUUCACUGAAUACGGCUUGUCAAACCAGAACAAAGACUUCCAGGCAUCCCAGCGAGAGCAGUUUUACAGAAGUAUUUUGGACAUCAUCUACAAAUCUGCAAGGAAGAAAGGGUCAGGUGCAGGAGCUUUAAUCUGGCAAUUCUUUGUUGAAGGAAUGGAAGAUUAUAAUGAUGAUUUUGGGCUUGUACCAUGGGAAAGCCCAUCAAUUUACAAACUAACAGUAGAACAGUCAUGCAGAUUGGCUAGAAUCCAAGGACUUAUUCAAGAAAACGAAAACUUGAAAGUGAUGUGUUCCAAGACAGAGUAAAACUAGUGCAAUCACAAAAUUCAAUUCUUUGUGGUGAGGUCGUUUAUGUGAGAUUAAAAAAUUCACUGGAAUUGCACCAUUUUUGUAAAAAUUUGAACUUCAAAAAUAUUAAAAGUGAUAAA
This is a messenger RNA of Durio zibethinus, 1943 nucleotides long. Lineage: Eukaryota; Viridiplantae; Streptophyta; Magnoliopsida; Malvales; Malvaceae. The record is from RefSeq and is a predicted model, not a curated record.